AUGUCUUCUAGAGGGUAUUCCAAAUCUGAAUUAAGAAAUUUAUUAAAUAAUCUUGACGAUAGUAAGAUUUCCGCUAUUCCAUACGACAAUCCACAUACAGUUGCUGAUCGUGCUAGAAAAGCAAGAAUUCAAUUAUUAAACGGAAUGGGAUUACUUAAAUGGAAUAUUGAAAGCGAGGCGAAAAUUUUAUUCCUAGAUAAUAAUCCAAAACUAAUUAAUUCGGCAACAAAAUUUGUCUGGGAUUCAAAACUUACGCACCCUCAAAGACAAGAAUUUGAAAAUUUGGCAAAAAAUGCCAAUAUGAUAAACCGAAAUAUAAGGCAAAGCAUUGAAGACACACACAAUAGAGUCUCUCAAAUGGAUUCUCCUCAAGUUGGUAACAAUCCCUUGGAAAAUGACUUCUAUAAUGGAACGAAGUUUGGAAAUAAUGGUUUUGAGUUCUUGUUACCAAUCGGAAGUUUGGGAAAUUCAGGAUGGUUAGAUGACGGGGGAACGGGUCUUUAG
Molecule: messenger RNA, 504 nt
Organism: Funneliformis geosporum
Lineage: Eukaryota; Fungi; Glomeromycota; Glomeromycetes; Glomerales; Glomeraceae
Source: the annotation of a GenBank genome assembly